Osmerus eperlanus (European smelt) is the source of this 5938-nucleotide messenger RNA. RefSeq names its product signal peptide, CUB domain, EGF-like 3 (gene scube3). Gene Ontology annotation, biological process: signal transduction. The record is from RefSeq and is a predicted model, not a curated record. NCBI's taxonomy places the organism in Eukaryota, Metazoa, Chordata, Actinopteri, Osmeriformes, Osmeridae. Gene Ontology annotation, cellular component: cell surface. The transcript is spliced from 23 exons. Gene Ontology annotation, molecular function: calcium ion binding. Bases 267 to 3323 code for a protein of 1018 amino acids.
CUUCUCUCUUAUAUUGACAUUGGUCUGGGUCGAACAUGAUCACAGAACACCGCUCCUCAAUUGCUUCACAUUGUCGGGCUAUCCACAAAACCCGAUCACUUGAAACAAAAUAAGCUGGCAAAGGAAAGGACCCACCGCUCAGUCCCACGAAAAAGGGGUUUUCUGGGGAACUAACACGUUUUUAAGACAAGAAACCCGUAUACUACAGUAAAGCGUUACACAGUAGGUGUUGAACUUAACUAAUCAAAAGCAGUUGAAAGUGUAACAUGUAUAUGCACGUUAUAAUGCGCGCGAGCAUUGGAUUAGUAGGGUUCUGUCUGGUCGCCUUUGUCCAACAGCCAGCUCGCGCUUCGGGAAGCAAAGCCUCUCAAGAUGUGGAUGAGUGUGCUGAGGCUCUUGACAACUGCAGCAUUGAUGCCAUCUGCCAAAAUACACUCAAAUCAUACAAAUGUAUCUGCAAGUCGGGCUACAAGGGAGACGGAAAGCAUUGUGAAGAUCUAGACGAGUGUGCCACGGAGUAUACUGGUGGCUGCGUCCAUGACUGCAUCAACAUCCCGGGGAACUAUAGAUGUACGUGCUACGAUGGCUUCCGUCUAGCACACGACGGACACAACUGCCUAGAUGUGGAUGAGUGUUCGGAGGGGAAUGGUGGAUGCCAGCAGAUCUGUGUCAACAUGAUGGGCAGCUAUGAAUGUCGCUGCAGAGAGGGAUUCUUUCUGAGCGACAACCAGCACACCUGUAUCCAGAGACCUAAACCAGCGCCGCCAGGAGGAACUAAGGAAGGGCCCACCUGUAUGGAUAAGAACCAUGGCUGUGCCCACAUCUGCCGUGAGACGCCCAAGGGAGGCAUCGCCUGUGAGUGCAGACCUGGCUUCCAGCUCACCAGGAACAUGAGGGACUGCAAGUUGACCUGUAACUACGGCAACGGGGGUUGCCAGCACAUCUGUGAAGAGACUGAUCAGGGGCCCAAAUGUUCCUGCCACAUGAAGUUUGCCCUUCACACUGACGGAAAGACAUGUGUAGGGGAGAGGAGUGUCCAGCCCCCGGCAGUCCCUCAGCUGUUUUCCAAUGAGACCUGUGCUGUUAACAACGGUGGCUGUGACAGCACGUGUCAUGAUGCGGUCACAGGCGUCCGCUGCAGCUGUCCUGUCGGCUUCACUCUGCAACCAGACCGCAAGACCUGCAAAGACAUUGACGAGUGUCGUCUGAACAACGGGGGUUGUGACCACGUGUGCAGGAACACUGUGGGCAGUUUCGAGUGCAGCUGCAAGAAAGGCUACAAAUUGCUGACCAAUGAAAGGACCUGUCAAGACAUCGACGAGUGUUCCUUCGACCGGGCAUGUGACCACUCCUGUGUCAACUCCCCUGGUAGUUUCCAGUGCUUCUGUCAUAAAGGCUAUGUUCUGUACGGCCUGGCACAUUGUGGAGAUAUUGACGAGUGCAGUAUAAACCGCGGUGGAUGUAAAUAUGGCUGUGUUAACACGCUGGGGAGCUACGAGUGUACCUGUCCCCCUGGAUACAAGCUCCACUGGAACAAGAAAGACUGCAUCGAGCUGGUAAAAUGUCUGUCUGGACUUGUGGCUCCAAAAGCCACUCUGACCUGCAGCAAGACGGGCAAGAAAGAAAGCUGUUCCCUCACCUGCGCCUCCAAAGCUCAUUAUCUGGCAGAGUCUGACAGCAGCUACUCUGUGAGCUGUGGCAUUCCCAUCCUCCGGGGCAAGAACGCAUCCAGGCUGAACACCAGCAACAGUCACAGCUGCAUUGAGACUCUGGCCCCUCCAGUGAAGCAGACGGCCUCUUUCAAGAUCAAAGAUGCCAAGUGUCACCUCCACCCCAAGCUAACUGGCCGGGCAGAGGACAGGGGCCGGGCACUGGGGCCAGGAGGUGGACAGCCCUGCACUAACUGCCUGGUGACGUUUGUCAACCUCAAAUGUGACUCUUCUAAGAAGGCUAAAGGGCGACGUGCCCGUAACCCUACCAACAAGGAAGUGACACGUAUCACCCUGGAGCUAGAGGCAGAGGUCAAGCCUGGCGACACCACAGGGAGCUGUAACCUGAGCUGUCUGAGGCAGCGCAUGGAGAAGCAGGUGAAGACCUACAUUAAGGCCCUGAAGAAGUCCAUCAACCAGGAGCGCUUCCUGAUCCGUGUGGCAGGCCUGGAAUACGAGGUGGCCCAGAAGCUGCCCCAGACCACCUCAGGACAGGACAACUGUGGCCCCGGCCGCGAGAAGGACAGUGGGCGCUGUGUCAGAUGCUUGCCAGGCUCUUACUAUCAUGGGGAGCAGGAGCGCUGUGUCCAGUGCCCACCUGGCACAUUCCAGGAAAGGGAGGGUCAGCUGGCCUGUGAUCUCUGCCCUGGAAGUGACGGGCAUGGACCUGCGGGGGCACGCAACAUCUCCUCUUGUGCAGGCCAGUGCCCUACUGGUUACUUCUCCAAUGAUGGGUUCAAACCCUGCCAGCCAUGCCCCCAGGGCAGCUACCAGCCAGACCUGGGCCGCACCCUCUGCUUCCCCUGUGGUGGUGGGCUAGGCACCAAGAGGGAGGGGGCCAGCUCCUUCCAUGACUGUGAGGUCAAAGUUCAGUGCUCUCCUGGCCACUACUACAACACCACAGUUCACCGGUGUAUUCGCUGUCCCCUGGGCACGUAUCAGACAGAGUUCAGACAAAACUACUGCAUCUCCUGCCCGGGGAACACCACUACUGACUUUGAUGGGGCCACAAGUGUCUCUCAGUGCAAGAACAGAGAAUGUGGCGGAGAGAUGGGCGAGUUCACAGGUUACAUUGAGUCACCCAACUACCCAGGGAAUUACCCUGCCAAUGUGGAGUGUAUCUGGAACAUCAACCCUCCGAGUAAGCGCAAGAUCCUUAUCGUGGUUCCUGAAAUCUUCCUGCCCUCGGAGGACGACUGUGGAGAUGUGCUUGUUAUGAGGAAGAACUGGUCUGCCACGUCCAUCACAACUUAUGAGACCUGCCAGACAUACGAGCGACCGAUCGCCUUCACCGCACGUUCCCGUCGCCUCUGGAUCAACUUUAAGUCUAACGAGGCCAACAGCGCCAGGGGCUUCCAGAUCCCCUACGUCACCUAUGAUGAGGACUAUGAACAGCUGGUAGAGGACAUUGUGAGAGAUGGUAGACUGUAUGCCUCAGAAAACCAUCAAGAAAUUCUUAAGGAUAAAAAGCUGAUUAAGACUUUAUUUGAUGUGCUCGCCCACCCUAACAACUACUUCAAGUACACCACUCGAGAGUCCAACGAAAUGCUGCCUCGCUCCUUCAUACGCCUCAUAAGCAGCAAAGUCUCUGCCUUCCUGCGACCAUAUAAGUAGUCAAUACACAUACUACCAAUUACCAGAUCUUGCCCCUCGACACAGGCAACCACACCCCUUUCACAGGAAGUCAAACACAAAACUUUUUUUUUUUUUUUGAGAUUUGAUUUCCUAAGGCUUUGAGAACACACUUUCCUAUGCAGCUUUACCAGUUGUUUGGUUUCUUGGUUUUGGUUUUUCCCAAACAGUCAUUGAGGUUAGCCAGCUCAAGACAAAGCAAAGGCUAACUGAAGGAUUUUUCUCUCUCUAUAAUAUUUAUCGCCGCCCCAUUGUGUUGUCAUUCUUGUUUUGUGUAGAUGGCCUUUUCCGUCCUUUCCUUAGUGGUCCCUUGUUUUUGCAGCUAGGGGUGGGUCUGUGGUUUCAUCUGUAAAGUCUGUGAAAGGACAAAACAGAAAAGAGUGGGACUAUUUGAGAAAAGAAGAAAUGCAUUAGAAGGGUGAUCAAUUUGCCACGAGGUUUGGGCUGAAACUGUAUCAUGCUUUUUCCACCUGAGUUUCAGCUGCAGCUCUACCAUAGUACGACAGAGGAUGACUCUGCUCUGACCAGUCUGUUCCUUUGAGGCAUCUUAGUCCUCAGUGAGCUCUCCUCAAGGAGGGGGACCUGGAGGCUACUGUUACAUUCCACUUCAUUCAAAGCUUUGUUAUAUUUGUGCUCUUAGAGCAACUCCUUAUUAAGGUAUUACUGUUAAAACAGUUAUAUUGUAUGUGUUUUCCUCCUGUCAAUAUUGUGUAACUGUUACCUACCUUUACAACCUUUCUGUUAUUCUAUAUUCAAGUUAACUUAACAAAGCGUAUAAAAUGUAGUUUAUCAUUUCCAGACGAAAAUGGAAGUUUUGGAGAGGAAAUGGAUAACUAGAUUUGGGAGAGCCACAGAAGAGACAGAGAUGUCUUUUUGGGCUAUGCCUAUGUGAGCGAGAGAGACAGAGAAAUGUCUUUGAGGGACAUACGUUUGCUGCUUCUUUUAAAAGGUCACUUUAAUUUUUCAAUCUCAAGUUGUCUUUUUGGUGUAUCUGACUUAUACCACACUAAAUAGUCUGUUGGUUUAAUAGAAGUACAAACAUCUCUAUCACCAGUUCUUCUAAAAAAUAAAAUUACACACACCAUACGUCUCUCCGAGGACCACCAUUUUUUUAGUUUUUAUUUCAAUCUUGUAAAUAUUGAAAAUAAAUUAGACGAGGGUUAAAGUCUUUGAUCCUAACUAGCUUGAGCAGGUCCCUAAAUGAUUUUCACCCCCCCCCCCCCCUCCACUCUAUUCCAAAAACAGGAGGCCCCCUCCCACCCCAGCUCACACAGCCACUGUCAUCCUAUCCUUGUCCAGCUAGCUCUUCCAAAGACUGCCCCUCAGGCAGCCCAGUUUAGUAUGCUGUGGACAAGAACUAUAGAGCCUGCCAUCCGACCCUAAGUGCAAUGAAUUAAAGCAGUACUACUUCAUUUAGUUAUACUCUUCAUAACUUGUGAAUAAUUGAGACCAGAGUUGUGGGUGUUUGCAGAUGUAACUAUUGUAGUUAGGAUCCCACAGCAACAUGAAAUCCAUUUAAUUCACUACUUUACUCCCAAACUAGACAAAACAUGAACUUAUUAUGAAAUACUGAAUGUCCAGAAACGUAAUAAUUAAACACCUAAAUAUAACAAGGGGAUAUCUCUUUUACACUUAGAACUUAUUUUGUGAUUGGUUUAAAAUAAACAGUACAUUUCAGUCCACCAGAAGAGUCGAGCAAUUCUCCAUUUAUUUGGCCUUGCUUCAAACUCCUUGCUCUCAAAAUAAUAGACAGAACCAUCUAAAUGAAAUUACAUGUAACAGCCUGCAAAACUGCAUAUAUUCAUGCUAAUUAAAGAAUCUGUUAUCAACACCAUACAAAUGUCAUUUAAAUACAUUGAUAAUUGAAAAGAAACAAUAAAUGUAACUGAACUAUUAGACAACCGUGUUAACUUCUUUAAAACAUUAAAUAUGCCAAAUUGAUUGAGAAAACAAAUGUAGUUUGUGUAGUAAUUCUUUUUGCUGACAAUGGCAUUGUCAGUGUAAAGCAAAUGACAAUGAUGGUAGGUAACCAUGACAUAGUCAACAUUUUGUUGAUAAAAGAUUUAACAGAAUAUCACUGCUCUUAAGUAUGGAAUGGAUAUUCUUGGAGGCCCUUUGACAUUUUUAUAUUUUCCAUCAUUGUAAAUAAAAUAAAAUAAAAAAGGUGUACUUCAAAAGUUAUCGUACACUACCUUCACUUAGAUGUAAGCACAUGAGCUUUGGGAUAAGAAAGAGGGGAUUGUUACCACAUUGUUUCAGUCAUAGACAUUGCCAUGCAAUCUCACGGUAAAGAACAACUGUACAUCACACGAACACAGCCCUUUUGUUUCUUUGAGUGUUAAAAAAAGACCAGCUACUAAGCUGUUUAUCUUCGGUUGCUGAUGGCACAGUGUCAAAUUGAUUUCCUGAUCCAAGAAUUUAAAUGUCAAUAUCAACCAGGUCAUAGCGCUCACUGUCACAACCCAACUAUGCCCCACCCUCUUCUCUCUCCUCCUGCAACCUGAACACAACGGUUUUGUUUGCCUUUUUAACAAGAGUUGAGUUUGCUAUGAUGUAUCAUAGAGUGGAUAAUGGUAUUUGCACUUGAAAAUUGUUAU